AUGGGGCCACAAACAUUACAGAUGAUGAAACCGACUACACACCACAGAAAUGAGGAAACCGACUACACAUCACAGAAGUCUGAAAGGCCAAAAGAUGUCACACUAACACAUGGGGCCACAAACAUUACAGAUGAGGAAACCGACUACACAUCACAGAAGUCUGAAAGACCAAAAGAUGUCACACUAACACAUGGGGCCACAAACAUUACAGAUGAUGAAACCGACUACACACCACAGAAGUCUGAAAGACCAAAAGAUGUCACACUAACACAUGGGGCCACAAACAUUACAGUCGAGAAAACCGACUACACAUCACAGAAGUCUGAAAGACCAAAAGAUGUCACACUAACACAUGGGGCCACAAACAUUACAGAUGAGGAAACUGACUACGCACCACAGAAGUCUGAAGGACCAAAAUAUGUCACACUAACACAUGGGGCCACCAACAUUAGAGAUGAGGAAACCGACUACACAUCACAGAAGUCUGAAAGACCAAAAGAUUUCACACUAACACAUGGGGCCACUAACAUUACAGAUGAGGAAACCGACUACACUUCAUGGAAGUCUGAAAGACCAAAAGAUGUGACACUCACACAUGGGGCUACAAACAUUACAGAUGAGGAAACUGACUACACACCACAGAAGUCUGGAAGACCAAAAGAUGUCACACUAACACAUGGGGCCACAAACAUUACAGAUGAGGAAACCGACUACACAUCACAGAAGUCUGAAAGACCAAAAGAUGUCACACUAACACAUGGGGCCACAAACAUUACAGAUGAGGAAACCGACUACACAUCACAGAAGUCUGAAAGACCAAAAGAUGUCACACUAACACAUGGGGCCACAAACAUUACAGAUGAGGAAACUGACUACACAUCACAGAAGUCUGAAAGACCAAAAGAUGUCACACGAACACAUGAGGCCACAAACAUUACAAAUGAGGAAACCGACUACACAUCACAGAAGUCUGAAAGACCAAAAGAUGUUACACUGACACAUGGGGCCACAAACAUUACAGAUGAGGAAACCGACUACACAUCACAGAAGUCUGAAAGACCAAAAGAUGUCACACUAACACAUGGGGCCACAAACAUUACAGAUGAGGAAACUGACUACACACCACAGAAGCCUGAAAGACCAAAAGAUGUCACACUAACACAUGGGGCCACAAACAUUAAAGAUGAUGAAACCGACUACACACCACAAAAGUCUGAAAGACCAAAAGAUGUCACACUAACACAUGGGGCCACAAACAUUACAGUCGAGAAAACCGACUACACAUCACAGAAGUCUGAAAGACAAAAAGAUGUCACACUAACACAUGGGGCCACAAACAUUACAGAUGAGGAAACUGACUACGCACCACAGAAGUCUGAAGGACCAAAAUAUGUCACACUAACACAUGGGGCCACAAACAUUACAGAUGAGGAAACCGACUACACAUCACAGAAGUCUGAAAGACCAAAAGAUGUCACACGAACACAUGGGGCCACAAACAUUACAGAUGAGGAAACCGACUACACAUCACAGAAGUCUGAAAGACCAAAAGAUGUCACACGAACACAUGGGGCCACAAACAUUACAAAUGAGGAAACCGACUACACAUCACAGAAGUCUGAAAGACCAAAAGAUGUCACACUAACACAUGGGGCCACAAACAUUACAGAUGAGGAAACUGACUACACAUCACAGAAGUCUGAAGGACCAAAAGAUGUCACACUAACACAUGAGGCCACAAACAUUACAAAUGAGGAAACCGACUACACAUCACAGAAGUCUGAAAGACCAAAAGAUGUCACACUAACACAUGGGGCCACAAACAUUACAGAUGAGGAAACUGACUACGCACCACAGAAGUCUGAAGGACCAAAAUAUGUCACACUAACACAUGGGGCCACCAACAUUAGAGAUGAGGAAACCGACUACACAUCACAGAAGUCUGAAAGACCAAAAGAUGUCACACUAACACAUGGGGCCACAAACAUUACAGAUGAGGAAACCGACUACACAUCACAGAAGUCUGAAAGACCAAAAGAUGUCACACUAACACAUGGGGCCACAAACAUUACAGAUGAGGGAACUGACUACACAUCACAGAAGUCUGAAAGACCAAAAGAUAUCACACUAACACAUGGGGCCACAAACAUUACAGAUGAGGAAACCGAAUACACAUCACAGAAGUCUGAAAGACCAAAAGAUGUCACACUAACACAUGGGGCCACAAACAUUACAGAUGAGGAAACCGACUACACAUCACAGAAGUCUGAAAGACCAAAAGAUGUCACACUAACACAUGGGGCCACAAACAUUACAGAUGAGGAAACCGACUACACAUCACAGAAGUCUGAAAGACCAAAAGAUGUCAUACUAACACAUGGGGCCACAAACAUUACAGAUGAGGAAACCGACUACACAUCACAGAAGUCUGAAAGACCAAAAGAUGUCACACUAACACAUGGGGCCACAAACAUUACAGAUGAGGAAACCGACUACACAUCACAGAAGUCUGAAAGACCAAAAGAUGUCACACUAACACAUGGGGCCACAAACAUUACAGAUGAGGAAACUGACUACACACCACAGAAGUCUGAAAGACCAAAAGAUGUCACACUAACACAUGGGGCCACAAACAUUACAGAUGAGGAAACCGACUACACAUCACAGAAGUCUGAAAGACCAAAAGAUGUCACACUAACACAUGGGGCCACAAACAUUACAGAUGAGGAAACCGACUACACAUCACAGAAGUCUGAAAGACCAAAAGAUGUCACACUAACACAUGGGGCCACAAACAUUACAGAUGAGGAAACCGACUACACAUCACAGAAGUCUGAAAGACCAAAAGAUGUCACACUAACACAUGGGGCCACAAACAUUACAGAUGAGGAAACCGACUACACAUCACAGAAGUCUGAAAGACCAAAAGAUGUCACACUAACACAUGGGGCCACAAACAUUACAGAUGAGGAAACCGACUACACAUCACAGAAGUCUGAAAGACCAAAAGAUGUCACACUAACACAUGGGGCCACAAACAUUACAGAUCAGGAAACUGACUACACAUCACAGAAGUCUGAAAGACCAAAAGAUGUCACACUAACACAUGGGGCCACAAACAUUACAGAUGAGGAAACCGACUACACAUCACAGAAGUCUGAAAGACCAAAAGAUGUCACACUAACACAUGGGGCCACAAACAUUACAGAUGAGGAAACCGACUACACAUCACAGAAGUCUGAAAGACCAAAAGAUGUCACACUAACACAUGGGGCCACAAACAUUACAGAUGAGGAAACCGACUACACAUCACAGAAGUCUGAAAGACCAAAAGAUGUCACACUAACACAUGGGGCCACAAACAUUACAGAUGAGGAAACCGACUACACAUCACAGAAGUCUGAAAGACCAAAAGAUGUCACACUAACACAUGGGGCCACAAACAUUACAGAUGAGGAAACCGACUACACAUCACAGAAGUCUGAAAGACCAAAAGAUGUCACACUAACACAUGGGGCCACAAACAUUACAAAUGAGGAAACCGACUACACAUCACAGAAGUCUGAAAGACCAAAAGAUGUCACACUAACACAUGGGGCCACAAACAUUACAGAUGAGGAAACCGACUACACAUCACAGAAGUCUGAAAGACCAAAAGAUGUCACACUAACACAUGGGGCCACAAACAUUACAGAUGAGGAAACCGGCUACACAUCACAGAAGUCUGAAAGACCAAAAGAUGUCACACUAACACAUGGGGCCACAAACAUUACAGAUGAGGAAACCGACUACACAUCACAGAAGUCUGAAAGACCAAAAGAUGUCACACUAACACAUGGGGCCACAAACAUUACAGAUGAGGAAACCGACUACACAUCACAGAAGUCUGAAAGACCAAAAGAUGUCACACUAACACAUGGGGCCACAAACAUUACAGAUGAGGAAACCGACUACACAUCACAGAAGUCUGAAAGACCAAAAGAUGUCACACUAACACAUGGGGCCACAAACAUUACAGAUGAGGAAACCGACUACACAUCACAGAAGUCUGAAAGACCAAAAGAUGUCACACUAACACAUGGGGCCACAAACAUUACAGAUGAGGAAACUGACUACACACCACAGAAGUCUGAAAGACCAAAAGAUGUCACACUAACACAUGGGGCCACAAACAUUACAGAUGAUGAAACCGACUACACACCACAGAAGUCUGAAAGACCAAAAGAUGUCACACUAACACAUGGGGCCACAAACAUUGCAGUCGAGAAAACCGACUACACAUCACAGAAGUCUGAAAGACCAAAAGAUGUCACACGAACACAUGGGGCCACAAACAUUACAGAUGAGGAAACCGACUACACAUCACAGAAGUCUGAAAGACCAAAAGAUGUCACACGAACACAUGGGGCCACAAACAUUACAAAUGAGGAAACCGACUACACAUCACAGAAGUCUGAAAGACCAAAAGAUGUCACACUAACACAUGGGGCCACAAACAUUACAGAUGAGGAAACUGACUACACAUCACAGAAGUCUGAAAGACCAAAAGAUGUCACACUAACACAUGAGGCCACAAACAUUACAAAUGAGGAAACCGACUACACAUCACAGAAGUCUGAAAGACCAAAAGAUGUCACACUAACACAUGGGGCCACAAACAUUACAGAUGAGGAAACUGACUACGCACCACAGAAGUCUGAAGGACCAAAAUAUGUCACACUAACACAUGGGGCCACCAACAUUAGAGAUGAGGAAACCGACUACACAUCACAGAAGUCUGAAAGACCAAAAGAUGUCACACUAACACAUGGGGCCACAAACAUUACAGAUGAGGAAACCGACUACACAUCACAGAAGUCUGAAAGACCAAAAGAUGUCACACUAACACAUGGGGCCACAAACAUUACAGAUGAGGAAACUGACUACACAUCACAAAAGUCUGAAAGACCAAAAGAUAAGUCUGAAGGACCAAAAGAUGUCACACGAACACAUGGGGCCACAAACAUUACAAAUGAGGAAACCGACUACACAUCACAGAAGUCUGAAAGACCAAAAGAUGUCACACGAACACAUGGGGCCACAAACAUUACAGAUGAGGAAACCGACUACACAUCACAGAAGUCUGAAAGACCAAAAGAUGUCACACUAACACAUGGGGCCACAAACAUUACAGAUGAGGAAACCGACUACACAUCACAGAAGUCUGAAAGACCAAAAGAUGUCACACUAACACAUGGGGCCACAAACAUUACAGAUGAGGAAACUGACUACACAUCACAGAAGUCUGAAAGACCAAAAGAUGUCACACUAACACAUGAGGCCACAAACUUUACAAAUGAGGAAACCGACUACACAUCACAGAAGUCUGAAAGACCAAAAGGUGUUACACUAACACAUGGGGCCACAAACAUUACAGAUGAGGAAACCGACUACACAUCACAGAAGUCUGAAAGACCAAAAGAUGUCACACUAACACAUGGGGCCACAAACAUUACAGAUGAGGAAACUGACUACACAUCACAGAAGUCUGAAAGACCAAAAGAUGUCACACUAACACAUGGGGCCACAAACAUUACAGAUGAUGAAACCGACUACACACCACAGAAGUCUGAAAGACCAAAAGAUGUCACACUAACACAUGGGGCCACAAACAUUACAGUCGAGAAAACCGACUACACAUCACAGAAGUCUGAAAGACCAAAAGAUGUCACACUAACACAUGGGGCCACAAACAUUACAGAUGAGGAAACUGACUACGCACCACAGAAGCCUGAAGGACCAAAAUAUGUCACACUAACACAUGGGGCCACAAACAUUACAGAUGAGGAAACUGACUACACAUCACAGAAGUCUGAAAGACCAAAAGAUGUCACACUAACACAUGGGGCCACAAACAUUACAGAUGAUGAAACCUACUACACACCACAGAAGUCUGAAAGACCAAAAGAUGUCACACUAACACAUGGGGCCACAAACAUUACAGUCGAGAAAACCGACUACACAUCACAGAAGUCUGAAAGACCAAAAGAUGUCACACUAACACAUGGGGCCACAAACAUUACAGAUGAGGAAACUGACUACGCACCACAGAAGCCUGAAGGACCAAAAUAUGUCACACUAACACAUGGGGCCACCAACAUUAGAGAUGAGGAAACCGACUACACAUCACAGAAGUCUGAAAGACCAAAAGAUGUCACACUAACACAUGGGGCCACAAACAUUACUGAUGAGGAAACCGACUACACAUCACAGAAGUCUGAAAGACCAAAAGAUGUCACACUAACACAUGGGGCCACAAACAUUAGAGAUGAGGAAACCGACUACACAUCACAGAAGUCUGAAAGACCAAAAGAUGUCACACUAACACAUGGGGCCACAAACAUUACAGAUGAGGAAACCGACUACACAUCACAGAAGUCUGAAAGACCAAAAUAUGUCACACUAACACAUGGGGCCACAAACAUUACAGAUGAUGAAACCGACUACACACCACAGAAGUCUGAAAGACCAAAAGAUGUCACACUAACACAUGGGGCCACAAACAUUACAGUCGAGAAAACCGACUACACAUCACAGAAGUCUGAAAGACCAAAAGAUGUCACACUAACACAUGGGGCCACAAACAUUACAGAUGAGGAAACUGACUACGCACCACAGAAGUCUGAAGGACCAAAAUAUGUCACACUAACACAUGGGGCCACCAACAUUCCAGAUGAGGAAACCGACUACACAUCACAGAAGUCUGAAAGACCAAAAGAUGUCACACUAACACAUGGGGCCACAAACAUUACAGAUGAUGAAACCGACUACACACCACAGAAGUCUGAAAGACCAAAAGAUGUCACACUAACACAUGGGGCCACAAACAUUGCAGUCGAGAAAACCGACUACACAUCACAGAAGUCUGAAAGACCAAAAGAUGUCACACGAACACAUGGGGCCACAAACAUUACAGAUGAGGAAACCGACUACACAUCACAGAAGUCUGAAAGACCAAAAGAUGUCACACUAACACAUGGGGCCACAAACAUUACAGAUGAGGAAACUGACUACACAUCACAGAAGUCUGAAAGACCAAAAGAUGUCACACUAACACAUGUGGCCACAAACAUUACAGAUGAUGAAACCGACUACACACCACAGAAGUCUGAAAGACCAAAAGAUGUCACACUAACACAUGGGGCCACAAACAUUGCAGUCGAGAAAACCGACUACACAUCACAGAAGUCUGAAAGGCCAAAAGAUGUCACACGAACACAUGGGGCCACAAACAUUACAGAUGAGGAAACCGACUACACAUCACAGAAGUCUGAAAGACCAAAAGAUGUCACACUAACACAUGGGGCCACAAACAUUGCAGUCGAGAAAACCGACUACACAUCACAGAAGUCUGAAAGACCAAAAGAUGUCACACGAACACAUGGGGCCACAAACAUUACAGAUGAGGAAACCGACUACACAUCACAGAAGUCUGAAAGACCAAAAGAUGUCACACGAACACAUGGGGCCACAAACAUUACAAAUGAGGAAACCGACUACACAUCACAGAAGUCUGAAAGACCAAAAGAUGUCACACUAACACAUGGGGCCACAAACAUUACAGAUGAGGAAACUGACUACACAUCACAGAAGUCUGAAAGACCAAAAGAUGUCUCACUAACACAUGAGGCCACAAACAUUACAAAUGAGGAAACCGACUACACAUCACAGAAGUCUGAAAGACCAAAAGAUGUCACACUAACACAUGGGGCCACAAACAUUACAGAUGAGGAAACUGACUACGCACCACAGAAGUCUGAAGGACCAAAAUAUGUCACACUAACACAUGGGGCCACCAACAUUAGAGAUGAGGAAACCGACUACACAUCACAGAAGUCUGAAAGACCAAAAGAUGUCACACUAACACAUGGGGCCACAAACAUUACAGAUGAGGAAACCGACUACACAUCACAGAAGUCUGAAAGACCAAAAGAUAAGUCUGAAGGACCAAAAGAUGUCACACGAACACAUGGGGCCACAAACAUUACAAAUGAGGAAACCGACUACACAUCACAGAAGUCUGAAAGACCAAAAGAUGUCACACGAACACAUGGGGCCACAAACAUUACAGAUGAGGAAACCGACUACACAUCACAGAAGUCUGAAAGACCAAAAGAUGUCACACUAACACAUGGGGCCACAAACAUUACAGAUGAGGAAACCGACUACACAUCACAGAAGUCUGAAAGACCAAAAGAUGUCACACUAACACAUGGGGCCACAAACAUUACAGAUGAGGAAACUGACUACACAUCACAGAAGUCUGAAAGACCAAAAGAUGUCACACUAACACAUGAGGCCACAAACUUUACAAAUGAGGAAACCGACUACACAUCACAGAAGUCUGAAAGACCAAAAGGUGUUACACUAACACAUGGGGCCACAAACAUUACAGAUGAGGAAACCGACUACACAUCACAGAAGUCUGAAAGACCAAAAGGUGUCACACUAACACAUGGGGCCACAAACAUUACAGAUGAUGAAACCGACUACACACCACAGAAGUCUGAAAGACCAAAAGAUGUCACACUAACACAUGGGGCCACAAACAUUACAGUCGAGAAAACCGACUACACAUCACAGAAGUCUGAGAGACCAAAAGAUGUCACACUAACACAUGGGGCCACAAACAUUACAGAUGAGGAAACUGACUACGCACCACAGAAGCCUGAAGGACCAAAAUAUGUCACACUAACACAUGGGGCCACCAACAUUAGAGAUGAGGAAACCGACUACACAUCACAGAAGUCUGAAAGACCAAAAGAUGUCACACUAACACAUGGGGCCACAAACAUUACAGAUGAGGAAACUGACUACGCACCACAGAAGUCUGAAGGACCAAAAUAUGUCACACUAACACAUGGGGCCACCAACAUUAGAGAUGAGGAAACCGACUACACAUCACAGAAGUCUGAAAGACCAAAAGAUGUCACACUAACACAUGGGGCCACAAACAUUACAGAUGAUGAAACCGACUACACACCACAGAAGUCUGAAACACCAAAAGAUGUCACACUAACACAUGGGGCCACAAACAUUACAGUCGAGAAAACCGACUACACAUCACAGAAGUCUGAAAGACCAAAAGAUGUCACACUAACACAUGGGGCCACAAACAUUACAGAUGAGGAAACUGGCUACGCACCACAGAAGUCUGAAGGACCAAAAUAUGUCACACUAACACAUGGGGCCACCAACAUUAGAGAUGAGGAAACCGACUACACAUCACAGAAGUCUGAAAGACCAAAAGAUGUUACAAUAACACAUGGGGCCACAAACAUUACAGAUGAGGAAACCGACUACACAUCACAGAAGUCUGAAUGA
Messenger RNA from Schistocerca piceifrons (Central American locust), 9363 nucleotides. RefSeq lists its product as uncharacterized. The transcript has 4 exons. The record is from RefSeq and is a predicted model, not a curated record. Lineage: Eukaryota; Metazoa; Arthropoda; Insecta; Orthoptera; Acrididae. The coding region runs from base 1 to 9363 and encodes 3120 amino acids.